UUGUGUGUGCAGCGUGUGGCUGCUGCUGCUGCUGCUGGUGCUGGUGCUGAUGAUGAUGAUGAUGAGAGGAGCGGCAGGUACACAAACCUUUCAACGGAGAUCCAGCGGCUUGGAUGCGACUUUAAAGCUGCGCAAAGAACAAUAAACACCGACCUCAGCUGUCACCUCUGAAUGUGUUAACCUCUCUUGCCUUAUCAUUAGUAAUAUUUGUUCCUCUUUUAAUGAAAGCAGAAUUGCUAAACAAAAAGAAGGAGUGAGUAGAAAGUGCGCAGCUUCACCGAAAAAGAAGUGAAGAUGCCCAAAUGGGUCUCGUCGCGAUGGGAUUGGAGUUGAAGAACACGUAAGCACUCACAAGUCACCCUGAUUCAACCCGUUGUUAAGGUAACUGGGAACUUGAAAAGGCGUUUUUUGACCUGCUGGGAUGUUGUGAACGACACAGUCGCCUGGGACAAGAAGGAGCGGGGACGCAGAAGGAAGAGAGGGGAACCAGGGUUGGACGAGCACCGGAGGGAUUAUGGCUCUCGCAACGUUAUUUUCUCUCAGCCUCAUCACGCUGGCGCUUACAAACUUGCACCUGUCGAGAGCCAGCGACCGGCAUGCGGUGUACUGGAACAGCUCAAACCUACUGCUACGGAGGGAGGGAUACACCGUGCAGGUCAGUGUCAACGACUACCUGGACAUCUACUGCCCACACUACAACACCAGCCAGCGAGGGACGCUAGAGCGCACCAUUGCAGAGCAGUACAUCCUCUACAUGGUCAGCUAUCGCGGCUACCGUACCUGCGACCCCCAGCUGGGCUUCAAACGCUGGGAGUGCAACCGGCCACAUGCGCCUCACGGACCCAUCAAAUUUUCUGAGAAAUUCCAGCGUUACAGCGCCUUCUCGCUGGGCUACGAGUUCAGCGUGGGCCAGGAGUACUACUAUAUCUCCACACCCACCCACCACCACGGCCACAGCUGCCUGAGACUGAGAGUCUACGUCUGCUGCUCCACCGUCUCCCAGGCAGAUGAUGACUCCAGUCAGACGUCUCCCGACUACACAGUCAGGCCAAACAUCAAAAUACACAACAUUGACGAAUUUAACCCCGAAGUUCCCAAACUGGAGAAAAGCGUCAGUGGCAGCAGCCCCUCACGUGACCGCCUUCUUCUCACAGUGGCCAUGCUGCUUAUGUCUGCUGUCCUUUUGUCCUAGCGACUGUCACCGUGAGUGACACUUCAUGCAUAGCUGGACCGCCUUGUCCAAAGGGCUUUGUAUCCACCAACCGCAAGUUUUUGAUGUGAAAGUUUGCAGAAACACAGUAGAAGUGCAACAGAACCACAAUCAAAAGGGACACAGAAGAAAAAAAUCCUUCAACUUUACUUACUGAACUUUGGGAAAAAAAAAAAAAAAAAAAGGAGAGGCCUUUUUGCUGUCAUGAUUACACCGGUGUAUUUUGACACUCCAUGUGUUUUUGGACAUCAUUAUCAUAUGAAUACCACAGCAUUUCAUACAGGUGUGUUCGCCACAACAUGGAGACCACAACCACAACCUAUAUUCAAAAUCAGACUUCUGUGCUGCUGUCGUGCCUGGCAGCCAACAGGCGAGUGAGGAAGUGAACUAGUAAUGAGUCGGAUGUAGACUACACAUUCUUACUUAUUGUAGCAUGGAUAUCAAAUCACCUGAGGAGUUUAAGCUGCAUCUUAGGUUUUUGUAACUUUAAGCUUUGAAGAAGACAGCAAACAUAACAGGAGUGGACUUCGCAGUGGAUUUUAAGGCCUUGGACCACGGACCAAGUAUGCUCAUGGAUUAAACUCAACUUUGAUGUAGUAAAGAGCAAGCUGGACUCUGGAACUGUACUGAUCUUACCUGAGCUAUACAGGAUAUUUAUGUAAUCAGUCAGUGAUGAGAACUGCUGCCGUUGUCCUGGACAUUGAGGAAUGUUUUCACGUCGUAGUGAGGGAGCUGCCGGUAAUAGGAGCCCAAGGUGUUUCUUAAGAAAAGGGAGAGACUUUGUGAGGAUAUCCACGGGCCUUUCAAGAAUCCAUUUUCUCCAGACAUCAAAAAUACCCCUGGCUUUGUGAUAGGUACAGAUGCAAAGCCUGCGUUUCUUAGAGGAUAGCGAGUGCCCUCUUAGAACUAGUCCUUUGUCUGCAUUUCUUGCCUUCACACUGUAACAACCCUAGAAAAAUACAGACCCAGGACUAGUGAUUUGAUGGCACUUAGACGUGGUAGAUGUGUGUUUUGUUCCGAUGCAUUUACCUUAAGCACUUGGCGUAGAUUUUCCGGAUGUCAAACCUUUCUCCUCACAGCAAUCAGCAGAGUCAUUCAGAGUAACACUAAUUUACAAUUCUUAGAACCUCUCUCAGCAGCGAGUUCCCUUUUAAUCCCAGACAACCCUGUCUAUUCCUUUUCCACUUCAGAGGUUCCCAGCCAAUCAGUGCUGAUGGCCAUUACAGCAGUCAAGAGUCACCAUGGAAACGACCCCAUACAGUCGCCAGAGUGCGGCAGGUGCCUGAGGAGAAUUUGUGCUUUGAGUCUCAAAGUAACGCUGCCGCCAUUUUGUUAAAAAAAAAAAAAAAAAACAACACAACAUGUGUGAAUGUGCAAAUAAAGAGAAGUUCACUUUUUUUAUAUUGUUAUACAGGACAACGUAGGCUGGCAUUAAUCAGAUUACAAUGUUGUGCUUUUUUAAUUUAUUUACUUUUCAAAUGUAUUUAUUUUAACAUUAAAGUAUAUUAUUUAUCUACCUAAUUUAUUAGUGUGCAUUUGUAGGCCUUUGCUCAAUAAGCUAUUGUGCCAUUUUUUAUCAUUUUUUUUAAACAGUGGAAUUUUUACUGCAGCAUUUGCUUGUGUAGAUAAAUAGUCAGAUGUAAUUCAGCCUGACAAAAGGGGACGGCUAUUGGUUAUGACUAAUCAGUAGGGACAUACACUCAGUAACCCUACUGUCAUGUAACAGAUACUGCUAACCAGAUCAUGUUGCUGAAGAGCAUGUCAUAAACCAACUGUGAAUGCACAGACAGAGCUGAUGUUGAUGGAAGGGCAGCAUUCCUCAAUUGCUGUGCUUGCGAAACGUAGGAGUCUGCAUUGUAAUGUAUAUUUAUAAUACAUGCCGGUUAUGGAAUGUUCGUGCACAAGCGUGUGUGAGCGUGCGUGCGAGCGAGAGGCUCUAUCUGCCUGCUUUCCUGCGUGCGUGCGUGCAUGCGUGCAUGCGUGCGUGCGCGCGCGUGUGUCUGUGCGUGUGUGGGAGCGAGCAAGAGUCCAAAAACAUAUGUGUGCACAAUUUGUGUGCGUAUGUAUGUAGAAUGUGUUUGUCCGCGCUUUCGAGUAUGUGGCACUUAGAAAUUUCGUACCCGUUAAGGAGUCGUUUGUAGGAUCUGAAUAUGCAAGUGUGUAUGAGAGAAUGUGCUCUUCUGUAAUGUUAAUUACGGGGUUUGGGAAGCGGGCGAAAAGCAUUUACUAAUGUUGAAGACAACCACGAGAAAAUGUGUUUACCUUUGACAAGAAUGAAUUUAAAAAGAAAAAAAAACUGUAAAUUGAACCAAGAAUGAUU
Molecule: messenger RNA, 3530 nt
Organism: Thunnus maccoyii (southern bluefin tuna)
Lineage: Eukaryota; Metazoa; Chordata; Actinopteri; Scombriformes; Scombridae
Gene: efna3a
Product: ephrin-A3a
Exons: 5
Coding region: 515-1192 (225 amino acids)
Biological process (GO): ephrin receptor signaling pathway; axon guidance
Cellular component (GO): plasma membrane
Molecular function (GO): ephrin receptor binding
Source: RefSeq, a predicted model, not a curated record